GGGAAAUGGAGAAAACAAAAAGAAUAAAUAAUAAAUAAAAAAUAAAAAAACGAAAAGGACGUCAACUUGGUUCACAAACGAAAAGUCUGAAACUGCACCUUAACCUUCAGGGGGCACAUAUGUCAAUUCGUCAGAGCAUAUCAACCACGCGUCGGUGAAUACAGAAAUAGUGGACCUGGUUGAUCUUAGGAAUUACAAGGGGCAUUAGUGUAAAUUAAACAAUCGCGAUCAGUUUUCCCCCUCUUCCCUUUAAAAGAGUUGCCUUUCUCAUAACGUUGGUGCUCUCUCACAGCCACCCCAAGUCUCAAAAGCAUAUUAAAGCAUAUGCCUUUUCUGGUUCGCUAAGCGACUUCUUUCUUACUCAUUUUCGUCUCGUCUUCCCCCGAGAACCUCUUGAAUAGAAGCAGAUCAGCUGUCUCGAUUGGAAGAAUUAGGCCAUCCAUUCCGCCUCUUGUAGCUGAUUCAAACAACGCUUGUUCUCUGUUUUCAAGGCAAUCAAUCAGCGAUAAUCUUGAGAGUUAAAAAUCUAAAUGGGAUCACGAGUAGAAGAGACAGUGAUGGAGAGUCCGGGCAAACCACCCGGGAUUGUAUUAGUUGAGAAAAGCAAGAAAUCUCCUCUUUCUUUCCAGUCUUAUCAAAUCAUUGUCCUAUUAGUUACAUUUAUUGCAUACACAUUAUACCAUGCUACCCGAAAAACUACCAGCAUUGUCAAGAGUGCACUUGAUCCUGCAUCAGGAGCUACAAGCACAAAAGAGGUGUUUGGGCUAGGAGAUGGCUGGUCACCAUUUGAUGGUUCAGAUGGCACAGCAUUGCUUGGUGAACUCGAUGUUUCUUUUUUGUUUGUUUAUGCGAUAGGAAUGUAUUUUGCUGGCCAUGUGGGAGAUAGAGUGGAUCUUAGGCGGUUCCUGACUGCCGGAAUGGUUGGAACUGGUUUGUUCACGGCUCUUUUUGGUUUCGGGUUUUGGACGAACAUACACAACUUUUACUAUUACCUGAUCGUUCAGAUGCUUGCUGGAUUGUUUCAAUCCACUGGAUGGCCAUCAGUUGUAGCGGUGGUGGGGAAUUGGUUCGGGAAGAAGAAGAGAGGACUUAUAAUGGGCAUUUGGAAUGCACACACUUCUGUGGGGAACAUUACUGGUUCCUUGGUGGCUUCAGCACUAUUGAAGCAUGGAUGGGGUUGGUCAAUGACUGUUCCUGGCCUAAUGAUUGCUUUUGCUGGUUUGAUGGUGUUCUUCUUCUUGCCGGUUAGUCCACAAUCUGUUGGGGCCAGUGAUGAAGAUAAUGAAGUGCUCUCUCCCGUAAAGGAAGGAGAUGAAGUAGCAGUACCUCUUUUGAGCUCAGCAAAGGAAGAAGUGGAUGAGCAUUCAGCAGUUGGAUUUUUAGAAGCAUGGAGAAUUCCUGGAGUUGCACCAUUCGCCCUUUGCCUUUUCUUCGCGAAACUGGUGGCUUACACAUUCCUGUAUUGGCUUCCAUUUUACAUCAGUCACACAGCAAUUGAGGGAAGGUACUUGUCUAGUGAAGAAGCUGGAAACUUGUCAACUUUGUUUGAUGUCGGAGGGGUUGUCGGGGGAAUCCUAGCUGGCCACAUCUCCGAUAACUUGAAUGCCAGAGCCAUAACAGCCGCAAGUUUUAUGUACUGCGCUAUUCCAGCUCUAUUCUUGUACAGGAAUUAUGGUAACAUCUCCAUGGCAAUGAACAUCGUGCUCAUGUUGAUCACUGGCAUUUUUGUCAAUGGGCCUUAUGCGCUCAUUACAACCGCUGUAUCGGCUGACCUGGGAACACAUAGUUCACUAAGGGGAAACUCCAGGGCUCUAGCAACUGUUACCGCGAUAAUAGAUGGAACUGGCUCAAUUGGAGCUGCGAUUGGACCGUUGCUAACGGGGUACAUUUCAGCUAAGAGCUGGAAUGGUGUUUUCGUGAUGCUAAUGGUAGCAGCUCUGAUAGCCGGUUUGCUCCUAACUCGGCUGGUUGUUGCUGAGGUAGCAGCGAAAAUUGAGGAGUCAAGGUCCAGGCCGCCAAGGACUUUUGCCGUUGAAGUGUGAAUUGCGUGAGUAGUUCAACAUUUUGUUCAGUGUUCUGUGUAAUAUAAGAAAUGCGGCUCGAAUCCUCAGAUGAUGCACAUGAAGAGGGUCAGAGUCUUUAUUCUUUUGAAAAACCAGAAGAAGGUGUUUUAUGUAUCCUUCUUCAAGGGUAGGAAUUUGGAAACGGGGAUCACACGUCAGUUGGAAUGCAGAUAUAUCCAAUACGCAAGCGGGUGUACAAUUUUAAUCAACCGCCGACCGACAUAGGAUGAAGAUAUUGUAAACAAUGGCAACAAUUAUAGAGGAUUGUACAAUUGUAAUAUUUUUGUGUAUGCUUCUGGAAAUCGUCAAAGGUUAUCCGGAACGGUUUCUCUUGCUAAGGAAAAAGAGUUGGGAAAGUACUACAUGCAGAUGGCAACUUUCUUCCACCUUGAACAUGAUUCAGUGGCACAGUUUGUAAUGCCUGGUUCUUUCAUUUUUAGAGAUUGGAAACACCGAAUUCACUAGUUGCAGAAUUAAUAGAAUUUCAUUCCUCCCAUCUACCUUCUUGUUCGAAGGAAGAAAAUCCCCAGGUAGAUAGGUGUGGCAAUUGUGAUCUGUAAUUUAUAGCUACACUCGUGGACAGGUGUACAUGUACUACUCUUUCCUUUGUUAUUUUCUUGUUAGUUUGCUAUUGAAGUUUGACUUGUUGAGGGGCCAAUCUUUCUAGCAGAUUAUGUCACACUAUCGAGUAGUAAUUAGUAAUUAAUAAAUAAGUGUGUCUAGACUCGAUCAGCAUUAAGUCACGGGACGAGUUUUCAUUAUCAUUUCACUUUCCUUAAUCGACUGUUUCUUGACAAGGCAAGUUUCUACUAUAAGGAAAAACCAGCUUAAUCUACUAGCUUCUUGUCUUUUGUCCAUAAAUUUUUCUAGGGGCCUCGAUGGGGUGUGCAGUUCCCUUUUGUUAAAAAAAUAAAAAACUGCUGGGAAGGAAACCAUUGAAAGAGGUAGUCGGGGAUUAUAAAGGAGCCUAAUUCUCAAUGAUUAAAGUUGUAAUUUGCAUGUCGUAUAGGUAGACCAAUGGUUGGCUAGUAACUUGUAGCAGUACAAAAGGCUUUUGAGCACUUGGUUGGUAACACCGUAAAAAUGGAGGUAGGCGGUAGAAAAAGGAGGAGAAUAAGUUAACUAGAAACCAAAAUUUCUCCAGUAAGAGCAUUUUACAAAUUACAAAGCAAAAUUCAAAAAUAGUGUAGUUAGAGCACGCCCACGAGUGGGACUUGCCAAUACGUUACGCCCCCACAUACUAAUUACGGUGGAAUUAUUCUCCCAAUCAGAAAUGACGAAAAGAAGUUGAAGGGGGAAACCAUUGCUGAUCUGAAUCAGCAAACAAAGGCGUUGCUUAAAGCGACUUUACAAAAGCAAAUGCCCCACUAUUAGUAUGAUCAUUCCUGUUUUCCUAAAAAUAAAAAAUAAAGAAAAUACACCAAAAUUCAACUUUGGAGAACUCUAUACUGAAGUGAAUUCUGUAAGUAAUGAAUUAUAUGGUUUUUAAUCUGUACCACUGGUUUUGUGUAAGACGUUACACGACCUUUUGUUUAAUGGCAAACCUAACUUUCCAGUUAAUCAGAAUCAAUAGUCAUAAUCAAACUCAAAAGGUUUCUAAUUGGAUUUUGAAAUAUUUCCUUAUCAUGAAAUGGAAGGUUUACGAAUCAUUCUAUAUUGGACUUUAAACAAGUCUAGAAAAAGAUUCUUUAAGUUCCAACCCAUUCGAUGUUAAGCCCAAUCCACAACAAAGGCCCCCUGGAUCCUCCAGUAUAGAGUACAUGAAACGCUAGUGUUUUCCCUUUCUCAUCUCACAAACAUUUUUCUAACGCAACUUCCUACAUUUUUCAGACGAGCUUAAUCAUUUAUGCAAGAAGGUGCAAAUUUUAGAGCAGAAGAGUGAAGAGGCUCUCAGAAACUCACCAGUGAAGUCAAUCUCAAUACGAUAUGGCAAAACAAAAGGGCAACUUCAAAAAGAUCAGGUAAAAUACAUGUUAUGAUUCUUGACCAUGGACUUAUAAGCGUAAUGCUCGCCCACCAAGCUGAUUUAACAUAAACAACCACAAUCAAUCUACUCAAUGAUGGAAACUUACAUGACAAAUCCUGCUUGAUGGACGUCACGUUCCCUAUUUGUUUGCUGUAUAUGCAUUCUCUUUUUGAAGAAAUGAAGUAUUCGUUAGACUGUGUCAGAACAAGAAUUACAGCCUCCAAGACCAAAAUGAAGCUCUUCUAGUACAAGUCCACAAGAGUCCACAACUGUAUUUACAAUCACUCAUAACUGCAACAAGCUACUCAUCCAGCAAUCUGACAUCAAGUGGCAUUUCAUGAGAACAGAACCGAAGUCAAAUUUCAGAUACGAACCACUCAAAAUUGUCAAAUACAAAGCCAGCGUUUCAAUAGUUGAGGGUGAUCUGUGCCUCACUAAAAUGAUGGUGAACAGUCAAGUUGAGAACCGACUCUUGAAAUGUCAUUCAAUAGCCAACCCAACUUCAUUAUAUAUAUUACUGUAUCUUAGCAAAAGAAUCGCUUGAAAAGGCAAAGCAAGCAUAAAAUCAAGUAUUACAUAAGUGGAUUAAACCCUAAUUACCAUCAGCAAUCAUAAAACUCACAGCAAACGUUUAUGGAAGCAAAAUCCCAUUUAGCUUAAAUCACACGAGUAACACCAUUCAGUUUCAAAAGAAGGGAGUACAGAAUACUUCCAAUUCACGCUGCUGGAUGAGGUAUACCCAGGAGCAGAUAGAAGCAAUUAUGGGGGGGGGGGGGAAGGAACUUGUCAGACAGAAUGCAACCAAAAAUACAGAUAAUUAAUUUUAUGAUUAUCAAAAGAUUGGAUGAAUGCCCGAACAGCCACAAAAGGCUUAUCAUCAUCAUCAUGCCAUAAAAGGUACAUUCAAGUGAUCAAGUCAUUGGUCCCCUCUGGCUUACAAACUCGAUGAAAUACAUGCCAUACAACCUGGGUGCUGAAAUUUAUUAAUAGUUCUGGAGCCAAGACCAUAACCAAGAACAACCCACCAUAUAACUCAGAAACAUUAUGAGCAAGUCCAUCAAAACAUGUUUUAAAAAGGUGUGAACCGUACAACACUUCAAGAAUAUGUUCAUCUCGACUAGUCUCUUAUGCAACUAUUGAAGUUGGCUACAUUAAAGAAAAGGGAGAGCAGUAACCACAAUUCUGCACUUUGACAACUAUAUGAAAGAAAUGCAAAUAGCAGCUUUCAGUCCUUAAAAUCUUCGGCUUUUAUGUUAUUUGAUGGACUCCAUUCAGGAGAGUUUCUUUGGGGAUCCAAGGCCGUUUUAACUUUUCAACUUCAAGAGGAUUAUUCACACGUAAAUUUUAUCAAAGGUUGUGACAUCUCUAUCACAAUUAUCAAAUGGAAGCUGCAGAACCUUUUCAUGUCCAAGCCACAGACUAAGCUUAUGAGCAACAAUCACAAUAAAACUGGCCUAAGAAAGCAACAGUGAGGUCAUUUCCUAUCCUUCAAGUGAGAUCAUAUCGGUGGAAAAUCACCAAAGAAAUUCUAAGUAAUGAUAAAGAGGAAUUCAAUAACACGUCGUGGAUGAUGACAUACUAGUUGAUCUAAUAAAGCCAAGGUGUACCCCACGCCAUAAACAUAGUCUUUAAACAACGAUCCAGUAUCUAGGUAGACCUAAUCAGCUCAUACAAAUUUUAUCAGAAAUUUAACGGAAUUAGAUUCUACAGAGGAAACUUUCGAGAGGAUAGAAGAAUCACCUAAACGUCGUCGCCGGGCUUCUGAGGCUUGCGAUACUUUUCUUCCACAACUUUGGCCUGAAAGAGAAACUCGUGGGCGACCUUCCUGAUAUUGGGGACGUUGUAGUUCUGAGCUAUGUAUAUCCCGCAAAUUGCGCCGGCGAUGAAUGUGAAAUUGCUUCUGAUUAUCCCCAUACCGAUAAUAACUUAACAAAAAUCCUUUUUAUCUUACUGAUUCUCUUCUGAUACAAAAAAAAAAAUCAAUCAAUUGAUUUGAUUAUCUGCGACAAAGGUAAGGACUCUUCCUUGGGGGAUUUUGUAGUUGGGAUUAACAAACGCCGCCUACGAAGAUGAGUUGGCAGAGCACGGCGGAGCACGCAGCCUUCAGUUACUAGUUGAAACAAGUGGACCUGUUUGCUACUUUUCGACUUGUUGGGGCCGGAAUACUAAUGUUGUGUCCAGUUUGUUCUUUUGGUUUUGGGCCAAUGACACUUACAAAAUAUAGUGUUCUGUACCUUCGGUCGUCCUCGAGGCUCUCCUAAACUCUUUUUUUC
This is a messenger RNA of Oldenlandia corymbosa var. corymbosa, 6302 nucleotides long. Lineage: Eukaryota; Viridiplantae; Streptophyta; Magnoliopsida; Gentianales; Rubiaceae. The record is from the annotation of a GenBank genome assembly.